Molecule: messenger RNA, 504 nt
Organism: Mycotypha africana
Lineage: Eukaryota; Fungi; Mucoromycota; Mucoromycetes; Mucorales; Mycotyphaceae
Exons: 3
Coding region: 1-504 (167 amino acids)
Source: RefSeq, a predicted model, not a curated record
AUGGAAAUUCGAGAUUGCUCUUCUCGAGUAACUUCCGAUAUCAUGAAUGAGCUGUUUAAUUUUGCAUUACCGGUGUGUUUGUCGUUGUCACCAAUCGUGAUCGAAUUGUCAAUCGACAGAGCUGGGUCACCGAGAGUAGUCGUCAAUAUCCUCAUCAAGAUGCCGAAAAAUACUGCUAUUCGAUUGGACGCUGCUCGUUCUACAUGGACAAUAGGAAUUAGUUCGUUCAAUGUAUAUGUUACAUUAUAUGUCAUUUGUCGGUGGUUUGGAGAGGGGUCAAAUGAAGCACUUCUGUCCAUGGAGCUUUUAUGGUCGUUGAAUAUUAGUGUGGUUUCUUCAUACGCGCCUUUGAUAACAUGGAUAGCCAAAUCCGUAAUACAUGCAGAUAACCAUUGUCUAUUUUUAAAAUUACCUUUACCUUACUCUGUAUCUGAUUUUGCACUUUUUGGGGAUUCUAGCCAAUUCGCGUCUAAAAUUUUAGUUUUGGGAAAUAACAAAAGUUAA